CGGCCAUCCAUGUUUUGUAUCGUAUAUCAUUCUAGCUUUUUUCGUUGGAAGAUAAAGAUACAUGCAAUAAAUAAGCAUUUAAAUAUAAUAAUUUGACAUUUUGAAAUAUAUUUUUUCGUGAAACCAUCAUAUAUCAAAUAUAGUGAGUCUGACUUUUGUCGGAAUAACUUGGAUCUAUUAUGAAGAAAAUAGUGUUUGUAACAUUGUGCCUUUUUGCCAGUGUAUAUUGUCGACUACAAAUUCCCAAGGGAUUCAAAUUUGGUGUGGCCACUGCGGCCUAUCAAGUCGAAGGAGGAUGGAAUCAAGAUGGAAAAGGUGAAAAUAUUUGGGAUCGUUAUACUCACACACAUAAAGAUCAAAUAAAAGAUCAUUCCAAUGGAGAUAUCGCAUGUGAUUCCUAUCAUCUAUGGAGGAAAGAUGUUGAAUUGUUGGAAGAAUUAGGAGUAGACUUUUACCGGUUUUCUUUAUCAUGGUCGAGAAUUCUUCCAACAGGGUUUUCCAACAAAAUAAAUAAAGCUGGAGUUGACUAUUACAAUGAGACAAUUAAUCUUUUGAUAAGCAAAAAUAUUGAACCAAUGGUAACACUUUAUCACUGGGAUCUACCUCAGCCCUUACAAGAUUUAGGCGGAUGGACCAAUUCCUUAAUCACCGACUAUUUUGAAGAUUAUGCCAGAGUAGCUUUCACACUGUUUGGCGAUAGAGUGAAACUCUGGAUAACAAUAAACGAGCCUGCCAGUAUAUGCAUUGACACGUACGAGAAUGGAAAUGGAGCUCCUGGAAUUAAAUCUCCAGGUCUGGGGUCAUAUUUGUGCGGAAAAAAUAUUUUAUUGGCACACGCUAAGGCUUAUAGAUUGUAUCAGGCGGACUUUAAAAAUACUCAGCAAGGCAAAGUUGGAAUAACAAUUGAUUCAAUUUGGGCAGAACCGAAAUCAAAAAGUCAGCAAGAUCAAGAUGCAUCAGAUAGAGAAAUGCAAAUGUCUUUUGGUUGGUACGCGCAUCCAAUCUUUUCCAGAAAAGGACACUAUCCAGACGUGAUGAUCGAACGUAUAGAUGCACUCAGUGUUCGGCAAAAUUUCACGAGAUCCAGACUACCGAGUUUUUCAGCCCAAGAAAUUAAACUAUUGAGAGGAUCUGCUGACUUUUUGGGUCUCAAUCAUUAUCAUACAUGGCUGGUUACCAGUAAAAAUUUUACAUCAAAUGACAUAUCGUUUUUGGCUGAUAAAGGGACAAUCCUAGAAAAAGAUCCGAGCUGGAAAGAUCCAGAAAUUUUACCGUGGGGAUUCACAAAACUUCUGUCUUGGAUAAAGGACCAGUACGACAAUCCACUGGUUUAUAUAACGGAAAAUGGCAUUGGAGAUACCACGGGAACUUUGAAUGAUACACACAGAAUUGAGUUUAUACAGGAAUAUGUUAAGGCUGUUCUCAUAGCUAUAAAUACGUACGAAUGCAAUGUUUCCAGAUACACUGUAUGGAGUCUCAUGGAUAAUAUGGAAUGGAACCAGGGAUACACUAUAAAGUUUGGAAUUUAUCAGGUCGAUUUCCAUAGUCCUGCGAGAACAAGAUCUGAAAAGAAAUCCGCUGUAUUUUAUAAGGGCUUAAUUAUGAGCACAGAAUUGGAUUGAUGAAAAGAUAAAAAUAGUAUAUUAAAUAAAAAUAUUUGGAAAUAUA
This is a messenger RNA of Ceutorhynchus assimilis (cabbage seed weevil), 1668 nucleotides long. The record is from the annotation of a GenBank genome assembly. NCBI's taxonomy places the organism in Eukaryota, Metazoa, Arthropoda, Insecta, Coleoptera, Curculionidae.